AUGGCACCCCACGCCAGCAAGUUCACCGAACACAUCGAUGGACCCAUCGGAAUGCCAGCACCAAGAUCUGUUAAUGGCCCAUGUGCACCCGUUCCGCAUAAGAUUACUCGUAAACCUGUUCCGCGGCCGAUUUUUCCUCCACCUAAAAAAGCGCCAGUGAAAGUAGGAGAAGGUUCGUGUUGUGGAUGUGUGGUUAUGUAG
Molecule: messenger RNA, 201 nt
Organism: Botrytis fragariae
Lineage: Eukaryota; Fungi; Ascomycota; Leotiomycetes; Helotiales; Sclerotiniaceae
Exons: 2
Coding region: 1-201 (66 amino acids)
Source: RefSeq, a predicted model, not a curated record